CUGCCCUCCCCUCAGCCUCCAGCCAUAGGCCUCAUCCCAGACUCUGGUUAAACCGCCCUGACAGCCACCCCACGCCCGGCCCAAACCACAUCUUUGCAUCACUUUAGACACCAGGCGACAGGGAGGCGGCGGGGAGGCGGCAUCAUUCCUGGGGUAGGAUUGCGGAACUCUUAGGCAGGUGGGACGGUGGGGUGGGCCCCAGCAGCACAGAGGAGGGAGCUGGCUUCAGGCGCUCCCGCUUCCCCCGAGUCAUGGCUCUGGAGACCGCACUGCUCCUGCUGCUGGCCCUCGGCCUGGACCUGGCAGGUGCCCAGAAGGCUCUGGAAGAAGUGCCAGUACAGUGGGGCUUUGAUGCUCACAAGGUGGAGGGGCGCUGGUUCACCCUGCAGCUGGCAGCCAGCCGCGCAGAACUGGUCUCCCCAGCCGACCCCCUGAGGCUCGCCCUGCACUCCAUCCGGACCAGUGACCGUGGGGACGUGGACUUCGUGCUGUUCUGGAAGGGAGAAGGGGUGUGUCAAGAAAAAAGCAUCACUGUCCAUCCCACCCAGCUGCAAGGCCAGUACCAAGGCUCCUUUGAGGGGAGCAGCAUGCACGUCCGCUUCGUCAGCACCGACUACAGCAACCUCAUCCUUUACGUGCGCUUUGAGGAUGACGAGGUCACCAGCCUGUGGGUGCUGCUGGCGAGAAGAGUGCUGGAGGACCCCACAUGGCUGGGGAGAUACCUGGAGUUCGUGGAGAAAUUCCAGCUGCAGAGAGCCCCGGCCUUCAACAUAGACGGCCCCUGUGCCCCACCCAGAGCCUAGGUCAGGUGGCCCUGGAGUCUUCCUGCCUGGGCCCCUUAUCCCUCUGUUACCCUCAGCCUGCCCUCCACCCCUCCUUCACCUUGGCUUGUGGCCUGGACUGCCCAGGUGCCCCCAGGAAGCCCUUUUGCACCUCAGGGACCCAAGGAAGCUCCCCAGCCUGGAGCCCAACCCUGCCUCUCCCCUGCUGGGAAGUCCUCUUCCCUCUGUGGGUCUCCAGGUCCUACCAACCACCUGCCAACCAACAGCCAAGGGCCAGCAGCGUGCCCCAGCCUGGCCUGUGGGCUUGGAGCGCACUAAGGGUGGCGAGGAGGGGGCGCAUGGCCUCUGAACUCCUGCCCACAGAGCCCAGAUGCCUCCAAAACAUCCACAAUGAGUGGAGCCCUGGGGUCCCAGGCACCUCCGGUGCACCCCCCAAGGACUGCUGGGGUCACCCUCAAGUGUCCUUCAGAAACAUGACCCCACAGAGCCUGUUCUCAGACUCCAGCUCCCCUCCACUGUGACCCACCCCACCUGCGUCUGCUGGGGGCCCUCUAGCAAGGUGGCCUCCCUGCUCCGUGAGCAAAUGCCUGUGUCUCCACCGAGGUCCGAGAGCCCUGAGUGAGCCCAGCUCCAGACCCUACUCCCCAUAGGAGCCCGACAGGCAAACACAGACAGCUGUACCUGUGCGGCAGGUGAGACCGGCCCACGCCCGCUCCUCGGAGCCCAGGAUUCCAAAGGGCGGCACCUGCUUCUGCUCCCGGAGAGCCAGGGCCGCCCAUGGGCAGGGCAGGCUCUGAGGAAAUUGGGUCCAGGACACGAUACUUGUCGUCUGAAACUCCCAAGACAGGUAUGGCCAGCAGCCGUCCCAGAAAACACCUCCAGCAAGGCCUUCUCCCCCUUCCUUCUCCCCACAAUGGAAUGAAACCGAGAGCUGGUGCCGGAGCUGAUGGCGAAGCCCCGAGGUCCUCCUGCACACCAGCAAGCCCGGCUGGAAAAACGGAAGGAAAAAUGACCAUCGCAAAGCACACGGUGCACGUCUAACAGGGGGCUUACGGAAUCUGUAAGAUCAUAAAAAAUCACCUUUUCUGGGGCAUUAAAGUGACCGGAAUAAAUAUCGACGUGAGAGCUCUGGGUAUCUCUCCGCAUUGUAGAGUGAAUAACCUCAAGCUCACCUGUGCACUUCAGCAAUUCAGUUAAUCUUCCAGUGGGAUUGUCCCCCAAACUGCAGACCUGAAUCAACAAUUCACAUGAAGGAACAGAAGUUUGGGAACAGUUUUAAAGGCAGAGUCGUGCAGAUGGAUGUCCCACCCCCCACCCCAAUGUAGAAUGACAGCGGUGAGAAGCACGUGGCAUAUUAGCUCAAGGCAGAAGAACAGCCAUGAGACUGGUGUCAAGAAACGAACAUGGUUAUGUAUGACAGCUUCAUAGACGGUACAAAGGGCCUGUCCUAAAAAGCAUUAUUUAUUCAGUAAAUAGCGUUGAGGGAAAUGGGCAAGACAGAUGGGGGGAAAUCAGAGUAGAUCUCUCACCCUACACAUUGUCUUAAAAUUAGUCCCUGAUCAACUCUGAAUAAAAGGAAGCCUGGAAACUUC
Molecule: messenger RNA, 2374 nt
Organism: Sapajus apella (tufted capuchin)
Lineage: Eukaryota; Metazoa; Chordata; Mammalia; Primates; Cebidae
Product: beta-lactoglobulin
Exons: 6
Coding region: 252-803 (183 amino acids)
Molecular function (GO): small molecule binding
Source: RefSeq, a predicted model, not a curated record